Messenger RNA from Penaeus chinensis, 1374 nucleotides. RefSeq lists its product as uncharacterized. The record is from RefSeq and is a predicted model, not a curated record. NCBI's taxonomy places the organism in Eukaryota, Metazoa, Arthropoda, Malacostraca, Decapoda, Penaeidae. The transcript has 6 exons. Bases 1 to 1374 code for a protein of 457 amino acids.
AUGAAGACUCUCGCGGAGGUAUACAAACAGGCUUCCCGCACAGGCUUCCCCGCACAGGCUUCCCUCACAGGCUUCCCCACAGAGCUUUCCCGAACAGGCUUCCCCACACAGGCUUCCCCGCACAGGCUUCCUUACACAGGCUUCCCCCGCACAGGCUUCCCAGCACAGGCUUCCCCACAGAGCUUCCCCGCACAGGCUUCCUUACACAGGCUUCCCCGCACAGGCUUCCCAGCACAGGCUUCCCCACAAAGCCUUCCCGAACAGGCUUCCCCAGCACAGGCUUCCCCGCACAGGCUUCCCAGCACAGGCUUCCCCACACAGGCUUCCCAGCACAGGCUUCCCCGCACAGGCUUCCUUACACAGGCUUCCCCACAGAGGCUUCCCCACACAGGCUUCCCCGCACAGGCUUCCCCACUGAGGCAGGCUUCCCCACAGAGGCUUCCCCACACAGGCUUCCCCGCACAGGCUUCCCAGCACAGGCUUCCCCACACAGGCUUCCUUACACAGGCUUCCCCGCACAGGCUUCCCAGCACAGGCUUCCCCACAAAGCCUUCCCGAACAGGCUUCCCCAGCACAGGCUUCCCCGCACAGGCUUCCCCGCACAGGCUUCCCCACACAGGCUUCCCAGCACAGGCUUCCCCGCACAGGCUUCCUUACACAGGCUUCCCCACAGAGGCUUCCCCACAGAGGCUUCCCCACAGAGGCUUCCCCGCACAGGCUUCCCCGCACAGGCUUCCCCGCACAGGCUUCCCAGCACAGGCUUCCCCGCACAGGCUUCCCAGCACAGGCUUCCCCGCACAGGUUUCCUUACACAGGCUUUCCCACAGAAGCUUCCCCACACAGGCUUCCCAGCACAGGCUUCCUUACACAGGCUUCCCCGCACAGGCUUCCUUACACAGGCUUCCCAGCACAGGUUUCCUUACACAGGCUUCCCCGCACAGGCUUCCUUACACAGGCUUCCCAGCACAGGCUUCCCCGCACAGGCUUCCUAGCACAGGCUUCCUUACACAGGCUUCCCCGCACAGGCUUCCCCGCACAGGCUUCCCAGCACAGGCUUCCCUGCACAGGCUUCCCCGCACAGGCUUCCCAGCACAGGCUUCCCCGCACAGGCUUCCCAGCACAGGCUUCAUUACACAGGCUUCCCCACAGAGGCUUCCCCACACAGGCUUCCUAGCACAGGCUCCCUUACACAGGCUUCCCCACAGAGGCUUCCCUGCACUGGCCUCCCUACAGAAGCUUCCGCGCACAGAUUUCCGUGCACAGACUUCCCCGCACAGGCUUAACCGCACAGGCUUCCCAACACACAAAGUCAGCGCUGAAGCUUCCUCUGAUCGUAAUACUCGCUCGACAGGGUUCUUGAUCAAUGCAAUCUGA